This is a messenger RNA of Lingula anatina, 998 nucleotides long. RefSeq names its product mitochondrial import inner membrane translocase subunit Tim23. NCBI's taxonomy places the organism in Eukaryota, Metazoa, Brachiopoda, Lingulata, Lingulida, Lingulidae. The record is from RefSeq and is a predicted model, not a curated record. Gene Ontology annotation, molecular function: transmembrane protein transporter activity. Gene Ontology annotation, biological process: protein import into mitochondrial matrix. Gene Ontology annotation, cellular component: TIM23 mitochondrial import inner membrane translocase complex.
CGUGUAAGGUGCGGUAGUAACCUCGUUGGUACAUGCGGUGACAUCCGACGACAAUAUUUCCAUUUUCUUAAGUGAUAUUUCUAACACAGAGAGGGAAAAAUGAUGACAGAUGAUCGGAGAGGGGGUCAGUUGUUUGGCGGAGGUCUUUUCGCGCCAAAUGUACCCUCCAGUCCAGGAGGUCCUAGUUAUCCACAGUAUUUUAAUCUAGAUCCUUCAUAUAUGACACCGGGUAGUGAAUUUAUUGUACCAGAAGGAGCACAACAAACUAGAGGUCGCUUUGAACUUGCAUUUUUACAAAUUGGAUCAUCUGUUAUGGCAGGUUGUGUACUGGGCAGUAUUGGAGGUGUAGUAAGCAAUAGAGAAAUUUUGAGAUCUGGAGAGAAACAUUUAAAAACCACGUUUUCAAAUAUAGUAUUUAACAAUGGAGGAAAGUGGGGAAAGAAAUGUGGUGUUGUAGCAUUUUUAUACAGUGGAGUAGGGACUUUAUUUGGUCUUGCAAGGCAGCAUUUGUUGUCUCAGGAUGAUGAUGGAAUUAACACAAUGACAGCAGCAACCACCACAGGGGUGCUGUAUUCAUUGCCACAGGCUUUAAAGCACAGUGGUCUCAAACCUGUUGCAAAACAUUUAUGCAGGGGUGGACUUGUAGGGGCUGUUGCUGGUGUCGUCAUCUUGGGAAGUGAAUAUUUUAUUGGAUUUAAUACAAAAGGAAGGAGGGCAUGGUAUUAUUAAGAGAGACCAAGAUGAUAGACAAUAUUUUCUGUUGGCUGUUUGAAGGAAAAUGGAGAAAAAUCUUCACACAGCGACGAAAGCUAUGGAAAUCCUGCCAAGUGCUUGUAAUUUUCGAUUCCUUGUAAAGUAAAUAAACCAGAAUUUACUUUUUAACAAGGUUGACAAAACUGAACAAAUCACCAGAGCAAAGGAUUCUUUUCCCUGACCAGCUCAGAACAUGCAGCAGAAACACGGAGCAGGAGCAUUUGUAGGAAAAAAUAUGCACCAGC